GUGGCACGACGAAUAUAUUUUUGACAUUACAGAUAUUAUUUUUUGACCAAUUUUCUUUGUUGUUGUCAUUUGUUAUUUUAAAUACAUCAUUGAAAGCCAAUCCUUUGCUUCGAAUUUGGAAACAAAUACAAUUUUCAGCGUAAAGAAUUUUGCCAAAUAACGAAAUUGUUAAUAAGCUGCAAGUGUUCAACGAAUUUAUAGAAAAAAAACGAAACGAAUCGAGUCGAUUGAACGGUUGUUGAUCGAAAAUAUUGUAUUCCCCCCACUGACAUCGUAGUGUGUGUAUACCGAGUAGCCAAACAAGGACAAAAAUGCCACGAGCCAAAUACGUAAAUCACAAGGGCCGAAGCCGUCAUUUCACCAGCCCCGAAGAGCUGGAAGAGCAACGCAAGAAGAAAAUUCAAAGAGCUUCAGAUGAAGAAUCAUCGGAAGAAGAAGAAGAAGAGGGAAGUGGCAGCGGUGACAGCGACUCAUCGGGAAGUGAAUAUGAGGAUGCACACAAGAAGAAAGGUGUAUCGGGUUUAAUUGAAAUUGAAAAUCCAAAUCGUGCCGUAAAGAAAACUGCCGAAAAGGUGACAAAGAUCGAUUUGAAUGCGGCGGGCUCAUCGAAAACGGAACUAUCACGACGUGAACGUGAAGAAUUGGAAAAGCAACGGGCUCAAGCACAUUAUCAAAAAUUACAUGCUGAGGGUAAAACGGAACAGGCACGCGCUGAUUUAGCCCGUUUGGCUAUUAUUAAGCAACAUCGUGCUGAGGCAGCUGCUCGACGAGAGGCCGAGAAAAAAGAAAGAGAAACGAAGAAAGGUGGAAAAGCUUAGUUCAAGCAGAUUUGGUUACUAUUUUAAUUACAAAUGUACUAUUUAAAUUCGCCGAAUCCAACACGUAAAGAGAAAUUCUACCAUCUAACCGUAAUUGUUGCUCAUUUCGUUUGAGUAAUGAAACUUUUUUUUUUAAUGAUGAUGAUGAUGAUGAAGAAGAAAACAACAAAACUCUAUCUAGCAAAAGAAGAAAAAAUAUUUAAAAAAACGUAAAUAGGCAGACAUACAUUUCUCUUUUUUUUUGUAAUAUCUCCAUCAUAUUGCACGAUAUCUGUUAAUCGCAAUUUCGUAUGGAUAUCAAUAAUUUGAUGUAAAACAAAAAAUGUUGAAGAAAAAAAAACAAAUAAAGAGUAUCUACUGAAAAUCGUG
Sitodiplosis mosellana (orange wheat blossom midge) is the source of this 1187-nucleotide messenger RNA. RefSeq names its product 28 kDa heat- and acid-stable phosphoprotein-like. Bases 312 to 818 code for a protein of 168 amino acids. The record is from RefSeq and is a predicted model, not a curated record. Gene Ontology annotation, cellular component: cytosol. Lineage: Eukaryota; Metazoa; Arthropoda; Insecta; Diptera; Cecidomyiidae. The transcript has 4 exons. Gene Ontology annotation, molecular function: RNA binding.